This is a messenger RNA of Phymastichus coffea, 2698 nucleotides long. RefSeq names its product thromboxane A2 receptor. Gene Ontology annotation, molecular function: G protein-coupled receptor activity. Gene Ontology annotation, cellular component: plasma membrane. NCBI's taxonomy places the organism in Eukaryota, Metazoa, Arthropoda, Insecta, Hymenoptera, Eulophidae. The record is from RefSeq and is a predicted model, not a curated record. Bases 107 to 1369 code for a protein of 420 amino acids. Gene Ontology annotation, biological process: inflammatory response; positive regulation of cytosolic calcium ion concentration; adenylate cyclase-activating G protein-coupled receptor signaling pathway. The transcript is spliced from 6 exons.
UCUGCGCUCGUCGCGACAGCUUCCUCGCCAAGCACGCAGCUACCGAGACCGAUUGUUCGAAGCCAACCUCGUGCCAUGCUCGCGCUGUAACGGGCAACCUCGAACGAUGAAGCUGCCCGGUGGCUCGCGCUUGCUCGCCAAUCCGACGACGCCGGCGAACGAGCCGUCGACCUUGCUGGAGGCUACGACGAUGCUGCUGGAAACCACCGAGCGGCUCGCGAGCAACGACGCGCGCAGAGAGCACCCGCCGAAUUAUUUCCUCUAUUUCAUUCUAUGCCUGGGCAUCUUGGGCAACUUGGCCGCCUUGUCAAUACUGCUGCACAAGGACAAGCGCCGAAACCGGAAGCACUUGCUGAUGCUACGCUGCCUGACGAUCAACGACCUGAUAGCGAUGUUACUGACAACCUCUCAAGUGAUCCUGACGCGUCAUCAAGAUGACUUGAAAAACGACUACAAUUUGGACAUCAGCGACUACCUGUGCUACGUGCACGUGCUUUGUCGCCUGUUCGGCCUGUUCAGCGGAUGCGUGGCGCUCGUUAUGGCCGGCGAACGUUGGCUCGCGCUCACUCGCCCGUUCGUCUAUCAGAAGCAGGUGACGUUCCCGAUGAUUGUGCGCUGUAUGAUCUUACUCUGGCUGGGCGGCAUCGCCCUGACUUGCAUGCCGUUCUUUGGCUUUGGCAUUUGGCGACGCGUCAAUCGGAACGGAGAAGUCGAGUGCGUCAGAUACAGAGACGCCACCGAACCGAUCGACAUCACUUACGCCGGUGUUUGGUUUUUCUUUGGAACGCUACUGUGCCUGUCGAUCGUCUGGUGCAAUUUGGCAGUAGCACGCGCGUUGAAACGUCUUGGCCGUCGUAACGGCGCGCUUCGACGUAUCUCGCGAGCUUCGUCGCGAGCGAAGCCACUGCUCGCCGUCACACAUGGAUCGUCGGCCGAGGUGGGCGUCACACCCGAGGAGAAAGCUUUUGCUAAGCUCAUGGCCAUGCUGUCCAUCUCUUUCCUCGUUUGCUGGAUGCCGCAAAUGAUAUCGAUACCACUAUCGCAAUACGUGGUGCACUCGGCAAACAUCAGCGACAAAGCGAACAAGUUGAUAUUCGUCUUUAAGAAAAUAGCCGACACAUUAUUGGGCUUGCACUUCACCCUCGAUCCUUACAUCUAUGUGUUGCUGAGGAUGCCAAGGCCCAGGUUUCCGUUGGUCAAACCGCUCUGCCGUAUCUGCUGGCCAGCACGUAGUCGAGCGAGUUCCUUUACAGGUACUAUCGAGCAACAUGGCAGUAGCGGUGACCCACCAACUCCGAUAACCGAAGCACCCUCGACGCCGGUAAGCGAAGCCGAACGUGAUUCACAAUUGGUUGCCGUAGCUGUUUGACCUACGUGGCGAUCAUCAUCAAAACACAACAAUGUCCUUAGAACAACGACUCGAAUCUGAUGAUUAUUUACGCGGAUCGCUCCGCCAGAGACUGAUUUAGCUUUAAAGCGCCGGGAUGGCGUUUACGACGAUGGGCGAACAUAUAUUCCCAAGAGCCCGCGCGUAAGCGGUUUCAUUUCUGUUUUGUGAAAGUGAAAUUCUUCGACGGCGAAAAAAUUGUGGGCUUCGACGUACGACGAAGGUAAAUGCCGUAAUAACUCGAUUCAACGGUUUUCGGACCUCGAGUUAAAAUAUGUGACAUCUUUGUACAGAUUCCACUUAACUAUUGUAAGACAAUCGUGCAUUCCAUAACACAUUCGAGUAAAAGCCAUUGUUCUUUUUUAACGAGUAAAUAUAUAAUUGAUUGCACCAUAUAUGCGCUUCAUUAGAUUUUCUACUGAUAGGAUUAUGCAUUAUUGUUGUUUUCGCUCUUGUUUAUCAUUGGCCACUUCGUGUUGGAAAACAAAUUUUUGCGUUCGCUCCACAGCGAACGAUAUUUAUUAUUGCACAAGUGAAGAUUUUUGUACAAACAAUUUUGUGUUCUAAUAUUUGCUAACUGUAUUGAACUUUAUAGUGAUAAUUUUUCAAGUAAUUCAAUAGAACGAACGUGAUUUUUUUCAUGUAUUUCGUUUAGCUAGUAGAGGUAGUUUCAAUUUUCACGGUCGUAUAUAAUCAAUCAGCAUGACUCUGCAUCAACCAAAGUACUUUUAUACGUGUAGUCAUUCAUUCGUUGAAUGUAAUCAUUGACAAUUUCUUGUGAUUUAAAGUAAUGUUGGAAAGUAAACAUAAAGUUAUAUUUUCUAAUCACUUAUAAUAAAGAGUGAGGAAAAGAACUUGCGUAAAAGUUCUUUUAAUUUCGAUAACUUGUCAGAAUAGUCUUAUCAGACUAUAUAAGAUGUAUUAUUUUUCUAGUAUAUAUUCCCAUGUAAAUUUACAUAAAAAGCAAAUUACGUCAGUAGAUCGUAUUUUGUAGUGAUAAGGAUAAACACACAAGACGCGAGAAAGAGAAACGAAUACUUGCGAUAAUGAAGAAAAUUCAAAAUAGCACAAAAUUUUAGUAUGAAAAUUUUUGCUAAAUAUUAAACACGAAUAAUGUGAAAUGUAAUGUUUUAGUUCAGACGAGAAAUUUACGAUUUUAGAAAUAUAAACAUUCAACAAAUAUUAUGAAAUUUUUCAACUCGCAAACGAUAGGAAUUAUAUUUUUUAGAAAGAAAAUAUUUUUUUAUGGAAAAUCUAAAAAUUAUCAAGAAAUUUUUAUAAAAAUGUUUCUUUUGGAUAAUUUGAAUUUGA